AUGGAGCAUUUUGCUAAUCGAUCAACUCAAGCGCAACAACAUGUCUACACCACAACCCCCUAUAAUCUAUACCCUAAUCAACCACCCUACAUUGCAGGUUAUCAACCUGUUCCGCAGCAUCAUCCCGUAACAUUUCAGCAAGGCCCAAGCCAUUACUCUCGUCCGUCUAUUGGUACUGGCCAGAUAACAAAUAAUGUACAGCAACGGCAAAGUAGUCAUGAAGGUGGAAACGGUAUAAAUCGUGGUAGUGGUGUACACCAGGGCAGUAUUCCAUCGGGAAGUAUCACGCAUCAGAGUAUGCAUCAAUCAGGAACUGUUUCUGCUAAUGGAUCGCAUAGCAUUGCUCAAGGCAUUACACCACUAGCAGCUUCGCUUACCCCGCAUCAUUGUUUGCCUUCGUCUCAGGAUAUGCCAUUGCGAAUUGUUGUUGAUGCAAGAUAUGUGGGAGCCAUAAUUGGUCAGGGUGGAUCGAGCAUUCGUGAAAUAACUAAAGAAUCCAAAGCACGCUGUGUUGUUGAUGUGCAAAGAGCUUCUCGUGAUCUUACUAAAAAUGCCGAGAAGGUUAUAUCUAUUUUGGGGCAACCGGAAGGCUGUUCGAAAGCAUGUAUCAAAAUUUUGGAAGUUGUGAGGAAGGAAAUGGAAAAAGACAACAGUAUUUCGCAACAUCCUGAUAUUGAACUCAAAAUCCGCGCUCAUAAUCAGCUGGUUGGGCGUUUGAUUGGUAGAGGUGGCGCAACAAUCAAAAAAAUUAUGGAAGAUACUGGUGCUCAUAUUUAUGUAUCAAAUGAGCCAACCUUGGCACGUGAUACUUAUGCUUUGAUGCCACCCUAUGCUGCCUCAUCAGUGUAUGGAUCCGAUAUGUCAGUACAUCUGGAACGAACGGUUACUGUGAAAGCUUCCACGAUGAAUGUUGUUUCUGCAGCGGAGCAAAAAAUAAGUCAAAAAUUGCGUUUAAGUUUUGAAGCCGAUGUGAACAGUCGGAUAAUGUUUUCAAGUACAGGUGCUGCCGGAACUAUGCCUUUGAUGACAUCUAUGGGCGAAACAGGUUAUCUGGGUGCUGCUGCCGGUGUCCCAGCCGCUCAGUAUGUUCGCAAUACGGUUGGUACAGCGGUGGCUAUUACAGGCCAGCAACAAGUUCGUACUGUUCACAUGUGGGUACCUAAUAACAUGGUUGGUGCGCUUAUUGGUGCAAAGGGUGCUCACAUUCGAAGUGCAAUACGGCUGACAGGUGCGCAACUUCGCAUUGAAGGCGGUGGAACGAAUAAAGACAAGAAGGAAAGCAGAGGAGAAGGGAAUAAUGAAAAAAGUGAUAAGGAUAAUGCUGUGACUGAAUUAGUAAAGAAGGAACUGGUGGAAGCAGAUGAAAGGGUUAAUGAAUUGGAUAAGAAUGAAAAUAACAGCGAUGAAAAACAAAAUGGGAAGAAGGAAGAGAAUGUAGAAAAGGUGGCAUCACCAAAACUGUCGAAAGAUAAAGAUAAGGAUGUGCAUGCUGAAGAACGUCUUGUAACGAUUACUGGUAACGAUCCUCAACAAUAUAAGGCACAGUUUUGGAUAUAUCAGCGCAUUGCUGAACAAAGUUGCCACUACAUGGAUGAAGUACGAUUAUGUACUGAAAUUGCUGUUCCGAGCAGACUUGUUGGAAGAAUUAUUGGGAAGGGUGGUCAGAAUGUGCGCGAGCUGCAGCGUCUGACGGGUGCACAAGUAAAAAUUCCGGAUGAUGCAGGUGAUGAUGAAAACCAAAAAGCAACGAUUGUACGCGUACUCGGUAAUUUCCAAUCGUCACAGGCCGUACAAGUAAAACUUGGUCAGCUGAUCACUGAUUUUUCACAGCGGCUAAAUAUUGGGCCUGCCAAUGGGCAAAGUACUUCUAACACUCAGGCUACAGGUUCUUCACCGGGUCUUCAAGAAUUGCAGUGGUAA
This is a messenger RNA of Brugia malayi, 1920 nucleotides long. RefSeq lists its product as uncharacterized. The record is from RefSeq and is a predicted model, not a curated record. NCBI's taxonomy places the organism in Eukaryota, Metazoa, Nematoda, Chromadorea, Rhabditida, Onchocercidae. The transcript is spliced from 14 exons. Gene Ontology annotation, cellular component: cytoplasm; nucleus; cytosol. Gene Ontology annotation, biological process: regulation of gene expression; nervous system development. Gene Ontology annotation, molecular function: mRNA 3'-UTR binding. The coding region runs from base 1 to 1920 and encodes 639 amino acids.